Indicator indicator is the source of this 1366-nucleotide messenger RNA. It is a transcript of the gene CSK, whose product is annotated as C-terminal Src kinase. Gene Ontology annotation, biological process: protein phosphorylation; adherens junction organization; regulation of Fc receptor mediated stimulatory signaling pathway. The record is from RefSeq and is a predicted model, not a curated record. Lineage: Eukaryota; Metazoa; Chordata; Aves; Piciformes; Indicatoridae. Gene Ontology annotation, molecular function: protein tyrosine kinase activity; protein binding; ATP binding. Bases 14 to 1366 code for a protein of 450 amino acids. The transcript has 12 exons.
CCAACCUGAGAAGAUGUCAGGGAUGCAGGCCGUGUGGCCAUCCGGUACAGAAUGUAUCGCCAAGUACAACUUCCACGGUACCGCCGAGCAGGACCUGCCCUUCAGCAAAGGAGAUGUCCUCACCAUCGUUGCUGUCACCAAGGAUCCCAACUGGUACAAGGCAAAGAACAAGGUGGGCCGGGAGGGCAUCAUCCCUGCCAACUACGUGCAGAAGCGGGAAGGGGUGAAGGCUGGCAUCAAGCUCAGCCUCAUGCCGUGGUUCCAUGGGAAGAUCACACGGGAGCAGGCGGAGCGGCUGCUGUACCCCCCUGAGACAGGGCUGUUCCUGGUGCGGGAGAGCACCAACUACCCCGGGGACUACACCCUCUGUGUCAGCUGUGAGGGCAAGGUGGAGCACUACCGCAUCAUCUACUCCUCCAGCAAGCUCAGCAUCGAUGAGGAGGUCUACUUUGAGAACCUCAUGCAGCUGGUGGAGCAUUACACCACGGACGCGGAUGGGCUCUGCACCCGCCUCAUCAAGCCGAAGGUGAUGGAGGGCACAGUGGCAGCACAGGACGAGUUCUCCCGCAGUGGCUGGGCCCUCAACAUGAAGGACCUCAAGUUGCUACAGAUCAUUGGCAAAGGAGAAUUUGGAGACGUGAUGCUGGGGGACUACCGAGGGAACAAAGUCGCCGUGAAGUGCAUUAAAAACGAUGCCACAGCGCAAGCCUUUCUGGCCGAGGCCUCCGUCAUGACGCAGCUCCGGCACAGCAACCUGGUGCAACUCCUGGGGGUGAUCGUGGAGGAGAAGAGUGGCCUUUACAUCGUCACCGAGUACAUGGCCAAGGGCAGCCUAGUAGAUUACCUGCGGUCCCGCGGGCGGUCGGUGCUGGGUGCAGACUGCCUGCUGAAGUUCUCCCUAGAUGUCUGUGAAGCCAUGGAGUACCUGGAAGCCAACAACUUUGUCCACCGGGACCUGGCGGCGAGGAACGUGCUGGUCUCAGAGGACAACAUCGCCAAGGUCAGCGACUUCGGGCUGACCAAGGAGGCCUCCUCCACGCAGGACACAGGGAAGCUGCCGGUGAAGUGGACAGCACCAGAAGCACUUAGAGAAAAGAAAUUCUCCACCAAGUCGGAUGUGUGGAGCUUCGGGAUCCUCCUCUGGGAAAUCUACUCCUUCGGGCGAGUGCCUUAUCCAAGAAUCCCCCUGAAGGACGUGGUACCCCGCGUGGAGAAGGGCUAUAAGAUGGAUGCUCCCGAUGGCUGCCCUGCCGUCGUCUACGAGGUGAUGAAGAAGUGCUGGACCCUGGACCCCGGCCACCGGCCGUCCUUCCACCAGCUCCGUGAACAGCUAGUGCAUAUCAAAGAGAAGGAGCUCUACCUGUGA